Didymodactylos carnosus is the source of this 420-nucleotide messenger RNA. NCBI's taxonomy places the organism in Eukaryota, Metazoa, Rotifera, Eurotatoria, Philodinida, Philodinidae. The record is from the annotation of a GenBank genome assembly.
AUGAGUCGUCAUUUUCUUCCAAGGAAUGCUAAUAGCAACAGCAACAACGAUAUAUCACAUGCUGAACGUAAAAAAGCGGAUCAUUGGUUUCUUGGUGCCAUUGGAUUAGCAUUAAUACCAACCAACAUAGUCGAAAGUAUUUGGGCGGAUAUUAUGGAUUUAUACACACCAGAGGACGUUAAUGCUACUGAAUUCAAUGAUUAUUUAGUUCAAACCUAUGUAGAUAGUGAUACUAGUUUAUAUGGGAUUGAUAUAUGGAAAGUGUAUGAUGCAGUAAUUAAUGAUUUACCAAGGACGAAUAAUCACGUCGGGGGAUACAAUAGUCGUCUGGAAAGUAAUUUUCCAAAACAUCCACAUAUGAGUGAAUUGCAACUUUUUAUCGUUCCUAGAAGUCAAGACACUCUGAUAUCUUUUGAAUAA